Messenger RNA from Parasteatoda tepidariorum (common house spider), 4616 nucleotides. It is a transcript of the gene jef, whose product is annotated as major facilitator superfamily domain-containing protein 6 jef. Gene Ontology annotation, cellular component: membrane. The record is from RefSeq and is a predicted model, not a curated record. Lineage: Eukaryota; Metazoa; Arthropoda; Arachnida; Araneae; Theridiidae.
AUGGGGGCGCUACCUUCGAGUUACAGUUUUCCUUAUUCCCACGAAUUAUUGAUCCCGUCUAGAAAUACGAUCAUCGCUUAAAUCCUGUGUCUCUCCUGUUAAUACUUUCAGGAAAAUUACUUCAUUAGAAUAUUCUCACAUCGAUCCAACUUUCCUGUUCUAUUUCUCAAAGAUUUAUUCCCGUUUUGUGAGAAUUUCUCUACAAAUGCCAGCGCACAUUGAAAACUAAAAUUCUUUUCCGUUAUUCAGCGCACUAUUUGUCGCUUAAUUUCACCUUUUAUCUGAGUAAAGAAUCGGGAAAAUUGGUAUUCAUCCGCCUGAAACAGCUGCAUGAUUCGAAAUCACCUUCAAAGGGGUAGCCAAGUCUUGAAAUCAGAUUCAAGGCUGGUAUCCCUGAAAUAAUUUGGCAGACAGAUGGAAGAACACCAAAUAGAAGAAGCAUCAAUGGUUACGAAAACAGCAUAACAACUAACUUAAGAAGUCAAAAUUUACCAUACAAUGGAACAUAGUAAAAGUUAAUUUACAGGUAAACUAACACUUAAACUUCCAUCAUGGUUGAAAUGAAAGGAUUGGAAGAUAACAGGGCUGUACCCAGGCCCUUGGACACAGAUGGUUAUGUACCACCACCAGAUUCAAACGAUCCUCGUGCCAGAAGUGGACCAGGUUCUAAGAAAGACAUCAUCGACAAUGUGUGUUCUUCAUUCAAUCAAGACCUUCUAAUUGCCAAAACAUUUUAUUUCUUUUUCUUUUCUGCUUUUGGCUCUCUUUUUCCUCUUUUGGCUGUUUAUUUCAAACAGAUGGGCAUGAAUCCAACGCAAAGUGGUUUCUUAAUUGGCGUUCGACCUUUUGUGGAGUUCCUGGCUGCCCCAUUCUGGGGCAGUAUGGCAGAUAGAUUUCGGAAAGGUAAAAUAAUGUUACUGUUUUCCCUGCUGUCCUGGAUUGUCUUCACUUUAGCGCUGGCAUUCAUUCAACCGCCUGCCUCAUCAUGUGUAAUUUACAACAACACUCACCACGUUCUUUUCAUUCCCGACAAAUCAGAAACAGGACGGGCUAAAAGAUCUGUAUCUCUAGACCUUAGCGACUACGAUCCCAUCUACGAAGACCAAGAACUCAUAGAUCAAGUUUUGGCAUACGAGGCCUCUAAAAGCAGGGACAGAUAUUCAUAUCUUCAAGAACCUAACUCCACCGACGAGGACAUCAUCGACAGCUUAGAUGAAAACGAAAUAGGAAAUUGGCUGAUGGGCAUCAGAAAAAGACGCGAAAAGGAAACCGAAGCUGCCAAGGAAGAUAAAAAACCAGCCAAACUGAAACCUAAAGACAAAGAUUAUCCUUCAUACGUUGUUGGACAGUCACCAAAUUCUGUAGAAUUUACUCUAAAUUACAACAAAGAUCAGCAUACUUCAUAUGUUUCGCCACGUUUUAGUUCCAUAGUUUACAAAUGGGAAGAUGUGCAGGAGGUAUUCUUCCUACUCGUCCUUUUGAUAGUACUUGGCGAGUUUUUUAGUGCUCCUGCCAUUACCCUCGCAGAUUCAGCUACAAUAUCAUACUUGGCUGAUAAUGCAGAUAAUUACGGAAAACAAAGAAUGUUUGGUUCACUAGGAUGGGGCUUGGCCAUGUUCUUCGUGGGCAUAGCACUAGAUCAAUCUACUGCAUUUCCUGAUCAUCCCUGCGGGCCACAUGAAAGAGAACGGAAUUACACCAUUUGUUUUGCCACUUUCUCCGUUCUAAUGGGAUGUGCACUGAUAGCUGCCACGCAAUUGAAAUUCGAAUAUGAGGUGAUUGAGGAUCAGGUGUCUAUGAAAACGAUAAUACAAAAUGGCGCUCAACCUCAAGUAAAAGGUAGUGGUUUACCAAGUUUUCUCACUGAAGGAACGGUUAUGGAUGAUUCACCAAUACCAAUACCACCUCCUCAGAAGCCUGAAGAAACGGCUCCAAAGAGCACAGUUUUUGCCCAAACAACUCGACAGCUUCCUGAGUGGCUAUCAGUCUUAAGAACAUUCGCCAAUUUGAGAUAUGGAGCUUUUUUGUAUGUGACAUGGUUCAUGGGAUUUGGCAUUGGAUUGGUCUUCACUUUUCUGUUUUGGCAUUUACAAGACCUAGGAGGUACGCCAACUCUGUUUGGCGUGGCUUCUGUCAUCAAUCACAUCUCAGAGAUAUUCGCUUAUUUCUUCAGUUUCAAAUUCAUUCGACAAAUAGGACACACAAAGGUUUUGUGUAUAGGUCUUAUUGGAAAUAUAGGCAGGUUUCUAUACAUCUCUUGGUUGAAGAACCCUUGGUGGGUUUUACCCUUUGAAUUUAUACAAGGUAUCACACAUGCAGCAGUGUGGGCUGCAUGCUGCUCUUACAUUACUCAGGCUACACCUGCUAACCUGAGAUCAUCAGCUCAGGGAGUGCUGCAAGGACUCCAUCAUGGGUUGGGCAGAGGAUGCGGUGCUGUUAUCGGUGGAAUAUUUGUCAAUUACUUCGGUACUCAAGUAACUUUCCGAGGAUACGGGUUUGCAAGUUUAAUAGUUCUCAUAUUGUUUGUGUUUAUUAACUACUAUAGAAAAGACAAGGGAUUCGCCUCAUUUCAAGAUGACCAGGAACCGGACACUGUUGUAGAAGAAACUGCACAUUUAGCACCACAUGGUGUUCCAUCUAACCCAAUGGCCAGGUCUCUUUCAAAACAAAACAUUGGAGGUCCUAGAGCUGGAACGAAUAACAACGAAGGCGGCUAUGGAACUGCUAGUCCGAAUCGGAACGCCACAACAGGUGGAUACUUGGGAGUUCCUGGUGGAGGAGAUAAUGGUGGAGGCUAUUCAGUGGAAGGGCAGAAUUAUACUUCUGACUUCAACAUGAAUAAAACUCCUCUGGUAAAUCCCGUAGAAUCUGGAGGUGCACUGACAAGAAGAGCUUUGGCGGCGGUGUUUAAUCCAAAGGGAAUUUUGGCUCAAGCAGCCAGUCCUGAGGGCUGCUAUCCAUAUGAAUUCAUAAGAAGGGACUUCCAGGCUUACGACGAAGUCCAAACUUUUACACAAAAGCCGAAUGAUGAAGAUGGAGCCAAAUACGAUGUACUGGUGGGCCCAGCACCCAAGACAAAGCUCUACAGUCCUCAGCCUGAAAACCAUAACGAGAUCGCCUACGAUUGGUAGCUUAAUUUCUUUUUCAUGACGCCGCCUCUUAAGGAGUGUGAUAUUUUAGAAAAACAGAACUGACAUACAAGGACUGAUUACAAGUGAAAACGCGUUUGUAACCAUUAUCCUACUUGGCAUAAUUAAUAGCUUAUAAUUGAUGGAAUCGUGGGUGGGUUGUCAUAAAACGGAAUCACUUGUUCGACACACGGCAGUAGUGGUGGAAGCAGAAGAGCGUAACCAACCGUUGAAGAGGGUAUAAUAUGUAAACUAUAUAUAAACAAAGGCUGCUGAGCAGAAAGCCACAAGUCGAGCAAGUCAUAACGCCACUCCUGUCGUAUUCUCUAGACAGUUGAAAAAACUAAUAUUGAAACAUGUUACUAAAAACUAUUGAAAUUACCGCAGAAUUUGGUUGCUCAGUUAAAAAAAAAUGCUCACAUUAAAAUGUAUAAAAUAAGAAAUAUCAGGUACAUCCAACUGAUUAAAAACACCCUUAUGACAACCUCUAUCUUUACAAACCAAAAAAUAUAAGUUUUCAUAAAUCCCAAUUAAUAUUCAAGGUCUCUAUGUAUGGUUAUAAGUUUAUAGAGUUUAAAAGUAUAGGUAUCAAAUGUGUAUUUGUUUUGAAUUAAAUUUAAACUAAGCACUGUAUUGUACAGGAUUUAAAAAAAAACUAAACAAAAAGUACCUGAUUAUAUAAAAAUUAAUUAUAUACUUGAAAUUUGUUAAUAGAAAUUUUAAUUUAACAAAUAUUUUUCUAUUUUUGUAAAAAAAAAGUUAUUGAAAUUCAGCAAGUUGUACAUAAUUAAUUAGUCAAGGAUUUUGUUCAUGCAAGGUACAAAAUUAUACAACAGGUACAAUAUUAGUAUACUAAUAUUUCGUUAGAUGUUGCCAGACACUUUGGAUGAUAAGUUAUUGCCAAAAACUGUGGUAGCUCUACUCUGGUAAUGUCAGGAAAUAAAUGAAAUAAUUAUAAAAAAUAUAAUUGUUUUGUUUUCUUAAUUAUGAAGCUCAGAGUACACAGAGUUAUUUGAUUAAUUACUAAAAGCAAUUACUAAUAGCUGUUUUAUAAAUAAUUAUAAUUUAAUAAUGUUUAAUGUAUAAAACAAAAAUUGGCUCACGUAAAAAACUUUCUAGGGCUACUUAGAGAAGCAGCACAUCCCUGAAAAGAAGUAUUCAAGAGAAAUAAAAUUUUAAAAAAAGGGAAAGAUUACGAUAAAGAGAAUCCUUUUUAAUAUUUAACAGAAUUUUAAACGUAAUCAUUUGAAAAGAAGAUUAAAUUUUUCCAUUAAGUAGCUAAUAUCAAACUAUUUCCUAAAAAAUAAUAAAAAUGUCUGAUUGCAUAUUAGAAAAAUUAAAAAGCUUAAACAACAGUGGUAAAAUCACCAAGAAAUUCUUUUCAAAUUAUAAACAUUACGAAAAAUAUUUUAUAAAAAUCAAUUUGAAUAAAAAUUAUGAAGAAAAUAGUUACAAAUUAAUAGAAAAUUUAACCAAACUAAUAAUAAU